ACGUUUAGGGGGGCUUCUCGCUGUAAUUACAGGCCGAGUUCACAUUUAAAGUUUGUGUUUAACUUUAAACACGUGCCUUCAAAAUGAAAUUGAGAGUUGUUACGAUCACAUUAGCUUGUUUUGACUAGUUUCAAGUGUGUCAAUCUUCUGUGCCACGACCGAAGCGUAAAAGAGGAACGCUCGCGUGGAGAUCUCCCAACUUGAAAGCUGACGUUUCAGCUAACCGACGUGCCGUUCACCUUUGCGCGAGAGAGCCAUUGCAAAACGAGUCACUGAACUAUUACUUUGGUUAACCGCAAUAGUACACACCUGAGUAAUUAUUAUCCAAGACAGGUACGACUAUUGUGAACUAAUAGUAAAUUCGUCAUAUGAUACAAGCCAUCAAAUAGAAACACCACGUUGUUUUUGUAGCUACACAUUUCAGCUGUCAAAAUUGGUUAUCGUUGCUCACUGCUGACCUCUACGAUGCAAUGUUUGCUGACUAGUUAGUUAAGUUAACUAACGGUAGAUGAUGGAAACCAGCUCAAGUCCAACCCUGCCUGAUGAAGAUGGAGCUGAGGAGACUGGACUAGAGAUUGUGAACCCAGAGUCCUACAUCAAACACCCCCUCCAGAACAGAUGGUCCCUGUGGUUCUUCAAGAACGACAAGAGCAAAACAUGGCAGGCCAACCUGCGACUCAUCUCUAAAUUUGACACGGUGGAAGAUUUCUGGGCACUCUACAACCAUAUCCAAUUGUCAAGCAACCUCAUGUCAGGCUGUGAUUACUCCCUUUUCAAGGAUGGUAUCGAACCGAUGUGGGAGGACGAGAGGAACAAGCGCGGCGGACGCUGGCUGAUAACGCUCAACAAGCAGCAGAGGAGACAAGACCUGGACCGCUUCUGGCUGGAAACUCUCCUGUGCUUAGUCGGAGAGGCCUUCGGCGACUACAGCGAUCAGGUCUGCGGCGCGGUGGUCAACAUCCGCGCGAAAGGAGAUAAAAUAGCCGUGUGGACAUCCGACUACGACAACCGGGACGCUAUAACACACAUAGGGAGCGUUUACAAGGAGCGCCUGGGGCUUCCACAGAAGAUGACUAUUGGCUACCAGUCUCACUCAGACACGGCUACCAAAAGCGGUUCAACCACCAAGAACAAAUUUGUGGUUUGAGAAAUGCCCGACGUGCCUUCUGUUUUCAUUUCCUUGUCUUAUUUGUUAUUGGUUCAAAUGUUUACUUUGCUGCAAAGACUCUGCGGAAUGCAAUCUGGAAGAGGAAGAAAAACAACUGUCAAAAGUUUCCAUAACCUGCCCAGGAUUUGAACCACUUGAAAAAAACUAACAUGGACAAACGGAUGAACAGGAAUCUUCCAAAACACUAACAAUGAGAGGUUUAAAUAAUGAUGGGUGAUUUAGUGUGCUGCAUACUUUACUACUUUACUAAAAAAAAAAUUUAAAAAAGAAUUACAUAUAUAUUAUAUAAAUAUAAAUAAAUAUUCUCUCCCAUUUACUACAGCACCGUUGGUUUGCGGUAACCCUAAAUGACAUGAAACUCUUUUAAUUUAUUUUUUGAUUUACCUGCAUACGAUUAGUUAGACCUUUUUGUUUUUUGCUUCUUUUUUUUUGCCAGGAACUGUUUCACGUAAUCGCCCUUUGAAAAGUACUUCAUGACUCAUAUUCAUUUGAGUGUUAAUAUAAUUAAAACAUUGGUUUUGCAA
Anarrhichthys ocellatus (wolf-eel) is the source of this 1692-nucleotide messenger RNA. It is a transcript of the gene eif4eb, whose product is annotated as eukaryotic translation initiation factor 4eb. The record is from RefSeq and is a predicted model, not a curated record. Gene Ontology annotation, cellular component: eukaryotic translation initiation factor 4F complex; cytoplasm. NCBI's taxonomy places the organism in Eukaryota, Metazoa, Chordata, Actinopteri, Perciformes, Anarhichadidae. The transcript is spliced from 7 exons. Bases 509 to 1147 code for a protein of 212 amino acids. Gene Ontology annotation, molecular function: RNA 7-methylguanosine cap binding; translation initiation factor activity. Gene Ontology annotation, biological process: translational initiation.